Messenger RNA from Colletotrichum higginsianum IMI 349063, 510 nucleotides. RefSeq names its product NUDIX domain-containing protein. Gene Ontology annotation, biological process: dGTP catabolic process. The record is from RefSeq and is a predicted model, not a curated record. The transcript has 3 exons. Bases 1 to 510 code for a protein of 169 amino acids. Gene Ontology annotation, molecular function: 8-oxo-7,8-dihydrodeoxyguanosine triphosphate pyrophosphatase activity. NCBI's taxonomy places the organism in Eukaryota, Fungi, Ascomycota, Sordariomycetes, Glomerellales, Glomerellaceae. Gene Ontology annotation, cellular component: cytosol.
AUGCCGGCCGACCAGCCAGCCAGCAGCCGUCACUACGAGAUGACACCGAACCCGUUUGCACACCCGCGCGUCGGCGUCUCCGUCAUCGUCCAGCGCGAGGACGGCAGGAUCGUCGUAGGCAAGCGCGAAAGCAGCCACGGCGCGGGAACCCAGCAGCUCCCCGGCGGACACCUCGAGCUCGGCGAGUCCUUCUUCGCCUGCGCCGAGCGCGAGACGCUCGAGGAGACGGGCCUGCGCGUCCGCGCCGUCAAGAUGUUGGCCGUGACGAACGACGUGUUCGAGGACCUCGGGAAGCACUACGCGACCAUCUUUGUGAAGUGCGAGAUGGUGGACGCCGACGCGGAGCCCCUUGCCCUCGAGCCCGAGAAGUGCUCCGGUUGGUACUGGAAGACGUGGGAGGAGAUCCGGGAGAUCAACGAGGCGGCCAAGAGGGGUGACGGGGGCGUGAAGCUGUUUCUGCCGUUGCAGCAUCUCGUGGAGGAGCACCCGACCCUUGAGACGUCGCUUUGA